AGACUUCGUAAAAGAAGUUCAAUUUGUUCUUGUGAAGUUCUGAUAACUCAUUUUUGGCCAGGGCUUCUAUUUUGAUUUGUCACGUAACAAGUCUUCAUUCAGAACGUUUGAUGAUUGUUUCUGUUAUUUUUCUCUCAAUCCUCGGAAUCGUAAAACACAGCUAUCAAUCCUAGUCGGGUACUGCUUACAUCAUCAAGAACAUCAGCAUCGUCAUCGCUUGCCUGGUCCGAUUCGUGUGCAAUUGGUGAAGCCUGACAUCAACUGGCAUCGAGAAGCUUGAUCCAGUACUAGAAGCACUAACUAUGGGAGAAGAACAAGGUAAAAAUGUGGGAGAUGGUGCAGCCAAGUCGUCAUCGUCUUCUUCUAGUACUUCCGGAAAAAGUUCUUCAUCUAGGUACUCCCCGAUUAUGAGGAAACAACUUAUUUGGACAGACAUGUAGAAGUAAGUACAACCAGGAGUCGGAGGAGUUUCUUGUUGAAUUCAUAGUAAUAACUAGGACUUUCUUGUUGAUUGCCAUGUGCGAUGAAACUGUUUCUGCGUCGAAGAUUCAGGUUGUCUACAUUUGAUGUAUUUCGUAUUAGCAGUUUUAUCUGUGUUGAUUCGUAUCUUCUAUACACUAGCCUCCACAAGCUUCGCCCGGCUUCAAGUUAGUUAAGCACUUUACUGCAGCCUGCCACGGGCUACAGCCGCUAGAGUAGAGACAGCCCGCGGGUGAGCUGUUGCACCCUACGAAUUAACUACGACAAGAGCCGGGCGCCGACGGUGGCCGACUCAGAUCGAUGCGUCGACUCACGUGCAGGGCAUUGCGCUGCCUUCGGUUUUUUUAUGAGAUUGCCGGGAGGGUCCUGCAAAUUCUUAAGAAUUUGCAAGACCCCCACGGCAGUCCAACGAAAAAACCAGAAGAGGGCCACCAGACACGCGCAAGAAUCCGCAAGCCCCAACGCACGCAAACGCCUCGCGGUGGCGCCAGGCAAGGACGGGCGGCGGCUUUAGCGGGCCAAACAAGACAAAGCAUAAGCAACGCAGGGCCGCGCUGCUCGGGUCUCUCUACGCGCUUACACCUGGCGAGGCUUCUUUGUUUCGUCGGAUGUCUCUCGUCAGAAACAGACGGGCGCACUUCGCGGGGGCGUGGGGCGUCGCGCUUCGGGUUGUGGCUGAAGCCUCUUGACUGGCUGACGUCUUUCGCCAGGAUGGAGACCGAGGCCUUCCAUCAGACUGAGGCCCACGCGCUGCGCCAGGCUGGCGGCCUUCGUCAGACGACAGGCCGGCGCCCUUCGGCGGACGUCGUGGGCCAGGCUGAGGCCCUUCGUCAGGGUCAGGCGACGUCUCUCGUCAGGCUGACGCCUUUCGUCAGACUGAAGCGCUUCGCCUGGCCGACAUUCCUCGCUGGGCCAAGACUCACGCCUUUGGUCAGGUUGAUGGCUUGCUUCAGCAUGGCGCCGUUGGUUCGUCAGGCUGAUGCACUGACCAGCCAGGUGACGCCCCUCGCCAGACCGGCGCACUGCUUCGCCAGGCGUCUGCCUUGCGUCGGAAGCGGAACAGGCUGCGCGGGGCCUUUCUUCGGGCUGCGGAUGUCUUUCCUUCGUGAGAUUGAUUCUGCCCCUUCGUCGGACUGACGUUUUUCGCCAGACUGACCGCGUUCGUCGGACUGACGUCCUUCGUCGAAGGUCUUCGCUAUCCUCGUCGAGGUAGGGCUUCUCGCCAUAGGUCGGGCGGCAGUUUUUCUGGCUGAGGUCGUUCGUCAGAUGUCUGCCGUCGCGGGUCUCUUGUCUUGUCGGAGGUCUUUGGUCCACGGGUCGUCUCUGGUCGUCCAAAGGUCGCCUGUGGUCCAAGGGUCGCCUGUGGUCCAAAGGUCGUCUUACUUUGGUCCAAAGGUCGCCUUAUUUUGGUCCAGCGGUCGCGUUAAUUGGUCCAGCGGUCGGCUUACUUUGGUCCAGAGGUCGCCAUAAAAGGUCGCCUGUGGUCUGCAGGUCGUCUGUGGUCCAGAGGUUGCCUCUGGUCUGAGGGUCGUCUUUGGUCCAAAGGUCGGCUUUGGUCCAGAGGUCUGCCGUGGUCCAAAGGUCGUCUUUGGUCCAAAGGUCGUCUCUGGUCCAAAGGUCGCCCUUGGUCCACAGGUCGCGUCUGGUCCAAAAAAACGCCUCUGGUCCACAGAUCGUCUUUGGCCCACAGGUCGUCUUUGGUCCAAAGAUCGUCUCUGGUCCAAGGAUCGCCUUCGGUCCAAAGAUCGUCUGACUUUGGUCCAAAGGUCGCCUUAUUUUGGUCCAGAGGUCGCCUCACUUUGGUCCAGAGGUCGCCUUACUUUGGUCCAGAGGUCGCCGCACUUUGGUCCAGGGGUCGCCUUACUUUGGUCCAAAGGUCGUCUUACUUUGGUCCAAAGGCCGCCGCACUUUGGUCCAAAGGUCGCCUUACUUUGGUCCAGCGGUCGUCUGGUGUGGUCCAAAGGUCGCCCGUGGUCCAAAGGUCGCCGGUGGAUGUGGUCCAAAGGUUAAGGUCGCCUGUGGUCCAAAGGUCGCCGGGCCGGUGGUCCAAAGGUCGCCUUUGGUCCAAAGGUCGUCUUGGGUCCAGCAAUAGCAAAGGUUGUCUUGGGUCCAUUGGUCGUCUUGGGUCCAGGGGUCGUCUUGGGUCCAGGGGUCGUCUCUGGUCCAAAGGUCGCCUUUGGUCCAGAGAUCGCCGCUGGUCCAGCGAUCGUCUUUGGCCCCAUGAUCGCCUUUGGUCCCAAGAUCGUCUCUGGUAGGUCCAACGAUCGCCUUUGGUCCAAAGAUCGGACCAAAGAUUGCACUCAGUCUGAAGGUCGCCUUCGGUCCAAAGAUCGCCAUUGGUCCAUAGGUCGGGGGUCCGGGUGUCUUUGGUCGAAGGUCUUUCUUCGGCUGUUUCUCUUUGGACUUCUCUCGCCAGCUUGCGCCCCUACCCCCGUCGGGCAUUUUUCUGGCUUCUUUUCUGGUAGUCUGCCACGGGGCCGCAACGUGAACUCCAACAAGAAAACGGCCGGAGGCUAUCGGGCUUAGGAGUGAGGGGAAAGGGCAGGAGGCUAUGGGCAAUAGCUUCGCGGCAGGAGGUGACUAGUCUCCGGUUGGUUAGGUGGGGAGUUUUAUGGCGGCGGAGAUUAAUAAUAUCGAUUAAUAUUGUAGAUUAUUUUUUUGUUAUGUUUUUUAUCUAUCAACUUAUAAGAAUUUGCAUUUCGUAACAAAUCUUCUUAUGCUUAGACUAAAAAGUCUCAUACAUACUAAAACGCAUGUUCAUGUGAAGGGUGCAGGUAGCAUUGGGUUUCGUUUCCGGUGGUGCCGGCUGCGCAGUCUCGGGAUUUGUGACGAAUCCGUGCGACGUGGUGAAAAUUCGGAAUCAUCAGUAUGGAGGGGAAAAGUAUGGAAACUUUUUUCGUACUUUUCGGACAGUGUUCGUGGAAGAGGGUGUCGCUGGCUUGCUCAAAGGUGUUUCGGCGACUGUCCUGAGAGAGAGCACAUACAGUUAAGAAGAAAAACAAAGAUAUGAAUCUAUCUGCUAGUUUGUAAGCCUAGAUGUAUCGGCCCUGAGUGUUCUAUCGAGUGCUUUAGGUUUACAGGACAUGAACGCGCGGCAUACAAAUACGGGCGGACUGUCGGGCUCAAUAUCGGAUCUGAGAUUCUAUAGAAGCGGCUCCGUGACAUGAUAUAUCUUGCUAGAGGAUAGCAAGACAAACUGAAGAGGACGUUUUGAUAUAAUUGAACAGAAUAGCUAGCCCUUCUGAUGCAUGUGAAAAACUACCUCCUCUUCUAAUGGUGCAGUGUUCGCAUGGGCCUCUACGAACCUAUUCGUGACACAAUUUCCUUAGCGGUGACAGCAACACACGCAAGCGGAGGCCAAGGUACUAGCCAAGUGCUUUUUCUGUCCAUAACCUCCGUUGCUUUUUUUGUGGUGCAAACUACUCUCCCGUCUAGGAGGCUUGGACGCUCAGAAACAUUUCGCAACAUUUUUGCGGAGUAAUUUGGCCGGAAACGGCUCCCACGCUCUCCAAGGAAGUCCAAUCGUGGCCGGUGCAGCUGCAAGAUGGUGCAGGGAAGAAAAACAAAGGGCGCGCGCCUCCAUUUGGAGGCGGUUAGAUCUGCGCGACAUUUUUGCGGAGUAAUUUGGCCGGAAACGGCUCCCACGCUCUCCAAGGAAGUCCAAUCGUGGCCGGUGCAGCUGCAAGAUGGUGCAGGGAAGAAAAACAAAGGGCGCGCGCCUCCAUUUGGAGGCGGUUAGAUCUGCGCGACAUUUUUGCGGAGUAAUUUGGCCGGAAACGGCUCCCACGCUCUCCAAGGAAGUCCAAUCGUGGCCGGUGCAGCUGCAAGAUGGUGCAGGGAAGAAAAACAAAGGGCGCGCGCCUUCAUUUGGAGGCGGUUAGAUCUGAAGUCGUCGCACACAGGGUGGAGCCUGAUCCGAAUCACACCGCCAACAUCAAGCGCGCGCCGGUCGGUUCUUCGUGAACUGCAUGCUUCAGCGUGUUGCCAUCACUCGCAAAAUUUUAGAAAGUGGCGAGCCUUCGCGGCUUCCGUCUGUUGUCUCCUCGAGACGUCGGGCGCUACGUGAUGCGGCGGCAAAAUCUGACGACUGCGAUGGUGAUGCAUGGCUAAGCCGUGCCGCAAUCCAAUCCGGCGACCGGACUGAGCGCAAAGGGGACGAAGGAUGUGCCUGCUGGGUCGGGUACUGAUCUGAUGGCUUCAAUCAAAGCAGAGGCGGCAAGCAUGAAAGACCUGAAGCAUGGACAGGAGAGGGCCGGGCAUUCUCCAGGGGCGCGCAACUGCGCCGCAGUAGAACGCAAGCGAGACAGCGAGAGGGCCACCCAACGGCUGACCCAAGAAGAAGCGCCCGCGCAGCGAACAGCUGCGGCGAGUUAGGACACUGGGCCGGCGAGUCGUCUCCGUUUUCGUCUCUUUGGAGUCCAGGGAGAGCGGCUGCUUGGCAUUGGCUCUGGAGUUUGCUGCCGUUUCUCGGUCUUUUUUGCGCUUUUCUUGCUCUUGCCUGCGCUGUGUCUUGCUGCUUUCGUCUUUGUGUCGUGCUUCCGGUUUCGUAGCUAGGCGGCGUGCUCUAGGACUUUGCGUCUCGCUCUUGUCGUAUUUGUCGUCCUUUUCCGCUUUGGCUUUUGCUUUGGUUUUCGCCUUUCGUCAUUGUUUCUCCAUAUUAUCGACCUACUUUGGAGCUAGAACAGUUGCAAAGCAAAAGUUGGAAUUUCUUUACUCUUUUCUUCUGCAGACCGGAACCAAUAGUAAUCUGCCUCACAUCUUCUCAAAUAUCAUUAUCACACUGGUUGAUAAAAUACUUACAACUGAAGAUACUUCUCCGUCUUUGCAGUUCCAUAUCUACAUCUACCUUAUACAUAGGACAGACGAAAAGAACCGGUCAAUUUUCUCUCGUACAAAUUCUUCCUUCAUGACUUUUGGAACAGAUGAAAAGUAAAAAUUUCGCUUCUCAACAGGUGGCUCAUCAUCUUCCAAAACGACAGCGAGCGCGUCGCCUGUUGUUAAAUAUGGGUCAGCUUUUAUGUCAGGGGCUGUCGGUUCCGCGAUGUUCACGCCUGUGGACUUGGUCAAAAUUCGCUUCCAAUCACAAAGAUUAAGGGGUUGACCUUGACCUAUGUAAAGUAGAGCAUAUGCUAUCCGUGUCUUAGAAAUACUUUCAGAUGACCUGACUUACGUUUAUCUAAGAAAGGCCAUAUGCUAAGUGUAUGUCCUUAUGAAUAUUUCAAUGACACAUCGACUCGUCCUGCGCGUGGCUGGUAUAUGCCCAUUAGGGACGCACUUGAAUGGAAUGGAAGAGGACUCAUAUGCCGCGAGAUAGAUAGGUCAACGUUCAACCGGAAACCUUUAUAAAAACCCACUGACCCGCUACCGUACAAUGGGAGCCUGCCGCGUGCGUUUUAUGAGAUACUACGGCAACAACUCAGUGUACGUAGCAGUGAAACUAAGUAUGUGUAGUUUACUAAAAAGCCAGCACCAUGAGUAUAAGUGGAUGCUACUCUUGAAGAAGUAGAACUGCUGCUGAUGUCUUCUUGAAGAAGUAUGUACUAGAAAUCAAGCCGACAUGCCAUUCUUUUUCAUUUCUCGGCAAGGAGAAGGGCAUCAAGGGACUUUGGCGGGGUGUGACCGCGACCACGAUUAGGGCAGCUAUUCUCACGAGCUCGCAGAUUGGCACGUACGAUGUCGUGAAGAACGACUUGUUGGUCCAAAAACUAGCAAUGAGGAAGGAAGAUCGGACGACGCAUUUCGCGGCUUCUCUCAUUUUAUGUCUACUUUGCGUAAAGCACAUAGAGACAAACAACCGGUUCUUUUUCCCUCAUAAAUCCUAGAUUCGUCCCUCGAGGACGAGCCCAUGACUUAGCACAUGACGAAGCCCUAAUAAGUGAGUAGUUAUUUUUAGCACUUGAUGUUGCACUAUCAGGAGUCUUUCUGUUAUUCGAGGUUCAGACAAUCUUCAACACAAGACGGAGGACGCUAAAAAAUUAGCGUCAUGAGUGGAUUGCCAAGUUUGACACAGAAAAUGACAGGUUUCUUUUCAUGUUCAUGUUGAAGUACACUGUUUAUCCCUCCUCACGUUUGAUGACUUCCAGUUUGACCAUACUAGCGAUCUUCUACCGAGAAAUAGAAAUCACAAGUUCUCGUUUUCUUCUAAGGAGCACAAGUGUGGUAGCGACGACGUGUAGCAAUCCUGUGGAUAUCAUCAAGACAAUGGUGAUGAACGACCCAGAAGGGAAAUUGAGUACCUUCCAACACUUAAGGCACCCAAGCGACCAUCCACAGCAUGAUCACCUUGGCGAGCUCUCUUUCAAUGGGUAAAAAAAGUCAGCAUUAGUUGUAUCCUUGGCGGGCUCUUUUUCAAUGGGGAAAAAGAAGUAUCCGCCAAGGAUAUGACUCGUCUCAGGGACCCGAUAUUGCGCCCCUAUGGCAGUCUGCACUGAACUUGGUGCGAGAUUCAUUGUACUAAAUUGCAAGUAUCCUCGUCCAAGGAUAUUAUCAUUAUCGUACCAAGGAUAUUAUCAUUGUCAAUGAUUUUACAAGAUUAUCGACCCUUAUUAUGAACAUGUUGCGACGCGGUAGGGCUUUAAAAUGUGCGGUAAGACUCUGGCAGACGUCGGGUCCUUGCGGGUUUCUUCGAGGGUGGAUGGCGUCCUAUUCGCGGCUUGGGCCCCAUACCAUUAUCUCCUUUGUUCUUAUCGAACGCAUACGCAUUUUGAUGGGAUUGAAAACCGUCUAGUGUUUAUUGUAGUUGCAUUAGGUAGUAAGUUCUAGGGGCAACGAGGUACUCCUAGUACAAGUACAACUUGGCACUAACUAGAAGGGGUAAAGCCAAAGUUGUACUAGGUACUUUUGGAGGGAAAGCCAAUGACAACAAGGAGGACAGAACGCACAAGUACACUUUUUGAUAGGCGGUUGAAAAGAACCUCUGUGUAGUAAAAAAAAUUAUUUUGUUAUUAUCGCUUAUCGGCGGACAAGUAAAUCCUAUACUUGUUACAACUUGAAUGGAGGACGUUGCGUAGGUGUAGCAAACACAAGCAAGGAUACAAAGACUACACUUUCAGAUGUAGAAUCGAAUACU
Amoebophrya sp. A25 is the source of this 7549-nucleotide messenger RNA. Lineage: Eukaryota; Dinophyceae; Syndiniales; Amoebophryaceae. The record is from the annotation of a GenBank genome assembly.